CCCACGAGAUGGUCGCUGCUGCUGCUGCUGCUGCUGUUGCGUCGUAGCGCUUGGGAGCCAUCAGCUAAGCGCCUUUCUGGCCAGAUUCCUUUUGACGCGUGACUUUUUGCCCGCACCCCCCCCCGUCGUCCCCGUGGCAAGAUUUUUGUCCCUCUUCUCUGCGGGAACGCCGAUGCGCGUGUGUCUCGGCCUUUGGACCUUCCCUUCGCCGGCCUCAGGGCGACCCCCCUCGCGGUCCUUUCUCAAACAGGGGAGGGGAGCAGGGGAGGCAAGAAGGACGGAGCCGCAGGAGAGCCCGGCGCACUUCGCCCGUUUGGCAGGGGGGAGCCGGCCAGAAAAGGGACGGGGAGCGGCCCGAGGCAUGGGAAGGCUCGCCUUUUGGUUUUGAGCGGCGGCGAUCGGGAGGGCCGUUCCUUGCCAGAGGGGGGGGGGACCUUCUCCUCUUGCUUGGCGAUCUUCGCAUCGAUUUGCUCUGCAUUUUUGCGGAAGGGAUUUUACUUUCUCGACGGGGUAAAAAAAUGCAGGCCCGUUAUUCCGUGUCGGACCCCAACGCCUUGGGAAUGGUACCCUACUUGAGCGAGCAGAACUACUACCGGACGGCGGGGACUUACGGCAGCAUGGCCGGCUCCAUGGGCGUCUACUCGGGCCACCCGGACCAGUAUGGGGCCGGCAUGGGCCGCUCCUACGGGCCCUACCACCCUCACCAGCCCACGGCCCCGAAGGACCUGGUGAAGCCGCCCUACAGCUACAUCGCCUUGAUCACCAUGGCCAUCCAGAACGCGCCGGAGAAGAAGAUCACCCUCAACGGGAUCUACCAGUUCAUCAUGGACCGCUUCCCUUUCUACCGGGAGAACAAGCAGGGCUGGCAGAACUCCAUCCGCCACAACCUCUCGCUCAACGAGUGCUUCGUCAAGGUGCCCCGCGACGACAAGAAGCCCGGCAAAGGCAGCUACUGGACCCUCGACCCGGAUUCCUACAACAUGUUCGAGAACGGGAGCUUCCUGCGCCGUCGGAGGCGCUUCAAGAAGAAAGACGCUUCCAAGGAGAAGGAGGAGAGCGCCCGGGAGAGGUACCUCAAGGAGGCCCCCAAGGCCGCCGAGCUCUCCAAGGACGCGCCGUCCAGCAACCCCGCCGGGACCUCUUCUUCUUCCUCCUCUUCUUCCUCCUCCUCUUCCUCCACCUCCUCCUCUUCCUCCACCUCGUCCUCGGGCGCGGCGCCUUCUUCGGCGGCCGCCCCGUCGGAGAAGAAGGUGGUCAUCAAGAGCGAGGCCUCUUCCCCGGACCUGCCCAUCAUCACCAAGGUGGAGACGCUCAGCCCGGAGAGCGGCAGCGCCCUGCAGGACAGCCCUCGGAGCGUGGGCUCCACCCCGUCGGGGUCCACGGAGAACUCGCUGCCGGGCGACGGGCAUCACCCUCACCACCACCCUCACCAUCCCCUCCACCCCGCGCAUCACCACCACCACCCGGCCUCGGGCGGCGGCAACAGCAACGGCCUCUCCGGGUUCAGCGUGGAGAACAUCAUGACGCUGCGGACUUCGCCGGCCGGCGAGCUCAGCCCGGUCAGCCGGGCGGCGGCCGGCCUGGCCUCCUCCUCGUUGCCCCUGGGCUACGCCGAGGCGCAAGCCCCGGCCAUCUACAGCCAGGCUUGCAGCCAAGGCGGCUUAGGGGACGGCGGGGCCAGCUACCAGUGCAGCAUGCGAGCCAUGAGCCUCUACACGGGCGAGAGGAACGCCCACAUGUGCGUCUCCACCACCCUGGAGGAAGCCACGGCCUCCAUCUCGGAGCAGCAGCAGCAGCAGCAGCAAGCCAACGGCGCCUCCUCCUCCUCCUCGCCCUUGGCCACCAUGAACUUGGCCCCCGGGCCGCAGCAAGAGGGCGCGCUCACCCCCAGCCACCACCACCACCACCACCAUCAUCACCAUCACCCCCACCCGCCUCUGCCUCACCACCAAGCCGGUGGGCAAGCCACCGCCGCCGCCGCGGCCGCCGCUGCCUCGUGGUACCUGAACCACACCUCACCUGAGAUCAACCCUCACCUGCCGGGCCACGCCUUCGGCGCUCAGCAGCAGAAUUUCUCCAACGUCCGGGAAAUGUUCAACACCCACCGGCUGGGCAUCGAGACCUCCGCGGCGGCCCUGGGCGAGCAACAGGUGAGCAGUAACUCCACCUGCCAGAUCCCUUACCGAGCCGCGCCCUCUAUAUACCGGCACACGACCACCCCUUAUUCCUACGACUGUACUAAGUAUUGACCUGCACCUCUUAAGACAGACAGAUAAGACAGACAGACACACACACGGAAAGGGGGGCUUUUAGCCGAAUACUUUAUUUUGCCCCGGAGGGAUCUCGCUUUGAGUUUUUUUCUCUCCCUCUCCCUCUGUGCCUGUAUAUUAUUGUUUAUUCAGCCGCUUCUCACUCAAACAAACAAACAGACUCGGGCAAAAGGGAUAGCGGGUUUUCGGACACCACGUUUUCAUCCUGUCCCCGCUCUUCUUGCCCUUCAAGUUAAUUUUUACUUGAAACAAGCAAGCAAAACGACACAGAAGAAGAAGGCGGGGGUGGGGUGGGGGCUUAUUUAAAAACAAAACAGAAAAGCAAACUAAAAAUGGCUAGAUUUUUUAGCGAAGACAGUGGCAAGACGUCUAAAGGUCUGGGCGAGGACGGUUUCAGACGAGGCUAAAGUUAGGGUGGAUCGCCGACUUCCACCAUGACCAUUUAUAGGAAUUUUUUUUUGAAAUGGGAGGAAAAUUAUAAAUACGCUAUAUAAAAAUAUAUGUUCUGAUGUUGGGAUUUGUUUUUAGUGUGGGGGGGCGGGUGAUGAUUGUUUCAAUUCAUUGCCUUGUAAAUAUGUGUGGAUUUCGAAU
Molecule: messenger RNA, 2861 nt
Organism: Pogona vitticeps (central bearded dragon)
Lineage: Eukaryota; Metazoa; Chordata; Lepidosauria; Squamata; Agamidae
Gene: FOXC2
Product: forkhead box C2
Biological process (GO): regulation of transcription by RNA polymerase II; anatomical structure morphogenesis; cell differentiation
Molecular function (GO): RNA polymerase II cis-regulatory region sequence-specific DNA binding; DNA-binding transcription factor activity, RNA polymerase II-specific
Source: RefSeq, a predicted model, not a curated record